UAGAGAAAAAGCCCGACAGUUUAGAAAAGUUGGCUGAUUAUCUACAUCGUGAUUACCAGAACGUAAAAAAGGAUGCGGAAAUUUUAGCAUCUUGGGGCAUUAUCGAACUACAAGAAGAAAAACCAGUUGCCCUUUACGAGAAAAUUACUUUGGAAUUCCCUACUUACCAAGAGCCAGUAGUACAACUAAUAAGCAGAAAAAUAGAUAAAAUAUUUUGCCAUAGGUCAAAAUCUAAUAAUCCUAACCCUACUAGUCAAAUUCAAGUUGAUUGCGUCCCUAGCGAACUAAGACAAAUAAUUUAUCGUAAAUUACGAGAAUUACACCAAGCCCGAGACAGCCGUGAUUUACGCAAUGUCCCUAGUAAUCAUUAUGAAAAGAUAAAAAGUGGCAAAUAUCUCAAUUAUCAAAAAAUUUUACGGGAAGAUUUUUUGCUCCCUCUACAAUUAGCCCCGGAAAAAUUGGCUCAAAAUAUUAAGGUAGAUCCACAAAUAAUUCAUGAUCUAAUCAACGAAAAGCGUGACCUAGAUAAAGAUUUAGCGACUCGACUUGCUCUCUAUUUUGAUAUGA
This is a messenger RNA of Racocetra persica, 567 nucleotides long. NCBI's taxonomy places the organism in Eukaryota, Fungi, Glomeromycota, Glomeromycetes, Diversisporales, Gigasporaceae. The record is from the annotation of a GenBank genome assembly.